CUAGCCUGGGUGACAGAGCGAGACUUCGUCCCAGAAAAAGAAAAAAAAAAAAAAAAGGUUAUGCUAAAAUCAGAAUAAGUUACAAAGUAUUCCUUAUUUUCUUCUUCCCUGGAAGAGUCAUUGUAAAUUAAUACUGUUUGUUUCUUAAACAUUUGGGUGACAAUUAUUUUGAUGAAAUGCAUUAGAACUAGUUUUGUGGACCAUGUUUUGGAAAACAAUGGUCUAGAGCAUGACUGAAAUAUGAAAUAGUGAAUUCCUGUCUGUGUGAAUGCUCUUGUUUUUAUUCAUUUCCUUCCUUUAUGCAGCACUGGCCCCCUCACCUUUUCCCUUCCAGCUGUUGGGGGCUCAGCUAAGUGACCACACAGGACAGCAGUGAGGCCAUUUGAGGCCUGAGCCUGGUCCUCAGGACUUGACUCUCUCUCCCUACCAUCAAGCAGCCCGCCCCAGUCCUGCCAGCCAUCUCCACACUCCUCUGACAGAAUGAAUGCCCUCGAUGGUGUUCCCUUCAAGUUGCCCAAGGGCUUUGUGAUAGGCACAGAGCCUCUUCCUGGGCCAGAACUCAGCGUCCCGCGCUGCGGGGAGCUUCUGCUGGGUUCUAUGCACGACUUCAGCCUGGAGAGGAGGGCACUCUUCUGGGUGGAGGCCGCCGGCCAGGGACCCAGCCCGUACCAGUGCGGUGACCAGGGGACAGCGUCGGCCCCUCCAGCCUGGCUCCUGCUAGUCAGCCCCGAACAUGGGCUGGCGCCUGCCACAAUCAGAGACCAGGAGGCCGGACACCAGGAAAGGCCGGAGGAGGACGAGGCAGAAGCCUCCUCUGGCAGCGAGGAAGAGCCGGGCCCACGCAGCCUCCAACCGGGCUCUCCGGCGAGCCCCGGCCCCGGCCGUCGCCUGUGCUCACUGGACGUGCUGCGCGGCGUGCGGUCGGAGCUGGCGGGGGCAAGGCGGCGACUCUCCGAGGGGAAGCUGGCCGCCCGGCCCCGCGCCCUCCUGCACGGCUUCCGCGGCCGCCGCGCGCAGAGCCUGUGCCCCAGCCCCGCGCCGUCCCCCAGGUCCGCGUCACCCCCGGGGUCCGCGCCCCAGUCCCCCGCAGCCCCCGCGUCGCCCCCGCGGCCCUCCACGGCCGGCGCCAUCCCCCAGCUACGGAGCCACAAGCCCACGGUCGCGUCCCUCAGCCCGUACACCUGUCUGCCACCUCCUGGGGGGGCACCCCAGCCUCUCAACCCCCACAAGUCACACCCUGAUACUGCGGCUGACCUGCUAUCCGCCCUGAGCCAGGAGGAGCAAGACCUCAUUGGGCCAGUGGUCGCCCUGGGAUAUCCCCUGCGAAGGGCCAUCAUAGCUCUGCAGAAGACAGGCAGGCAGAGCCUGAGCCAGUUUCUCAGCUACCUCAGUGCCUGUGACCGCCUGUUACAUCAGGGAUAUGAGGAAGGCCUGGUGGACGAGGCCAUGGAGAUGUUCCAGUUCUCCGAGAGCCAGGCAGCGGAGUUCCUGCGCCUCUGGGAGCAGUUCAGCGACAUGGGCUUCCAGCAGGACCGGAUCAAGGAGGUGCUGCUGGUCCAUGGCAACCGCCGAGAGCAAGCCCUGGAGGAGCUGGUGGCCUGUGCCCAGUGACCAUGGAGGCACUCCACGAUGCCUGGGUGUCCAGGCCCAGUGCCAGACCCGGCGACCCAUCCUAACUGUAUUAUUAAAACCAAGCAAGAGUAACAAAGUGAUGCAUGCUUAUUGUAAAAACACAAAUAAUGCCAAGGUGACAGUUAACAGCAGCAGAAUCUGCUGAAAGCGUUGAAAUGGUUGCCUCUGCAGAGGGGCAGAUGGGAGAGCCGGACGGGGAGCUAUGUUCUUCAUGCACGCCUGUGAAACCACCUGAUUUGACUCUUUACACUGUGUGCAUUAGUAACCUUGCUUUUAAGAAAAUUAAAACCAAUAAAUAAUGGGCAGUUCUUUUGAGUCCUGUA
Chlorocebus sabaeus (green monkey) is the source of this 1955-nucleotide messenger RNA. It is a transcript of the gene UBAP1L, whose product is annotated as ubiquitin associated protein 1 like. The record is from RefSeq and is a predicted model, not a curated record. Gene Ontology annotation, cellular component: ESCRT I complex. NCBI's taxonomy places the organism in Eukaryota, Metazoa, Chordata, Mammalia, Primates, Cercopithecidae. Gene Ontology annotation, molecular function: ubiquitin binding. Gene Ontology annotation, biological process: ubiquitin-dependent protein catabolic process via the multivesicular body sorting pathway.